ACAGCCCGGGGAAACGGGGAAAGACGAUCCGAACUUUUUGUCACAAACUCUGCAGGAAUCUUUUCAACCAAAGCGUCCGGAAAGGAUGAGAACGGAAAAAAGCUGCAGUGAGGAGGUGGAUGUGGCGCAGAUCCAGGAGAUGUGUGUCAUUUUUCUGAGGGAAUGUCCCAGUGGCGCCUUGCAUUUGCACGAGUUCAAAAGGAUCUUCGGCGUCCAGAGCAGCUCGGCAGAGGAGUCCCUCUUCCUCGAGACGAUCUUCCGCUCGUUCGACACCAACCAGGACAACACGCUGGACUUCAUCGAGUACGUUGCUGCCCUCAACUUGAUCUUGAGGGGAAAUCUGGAAGAUCGGCUCAAGUGGUCCUUCAAGAUGUACGACCGCGAUGGGAACGGGAAGCUGGACAGGAAGGAGGUGAAGCGGCUCAUAAGGAUUCUUCAGAAAAUCAAGCUUCAGAAGAGUGAAGUCGGACUGACUCCGUCCCAAAUCUGUGACCGGAUCUUUGAGCUCGUUGAUGACAAUAAUGACGGAGAGAUAACCCUGGGUGAGUUUAUGGAGGGGGCCCAGAAGGACGAGUGGCUCAUGGACCUUCUCAAUCUAGAUGCCGACACGUCCGGCUGGGUGAUCCAGAACUGCAGAAAACUACCAUGACGCCUCACUUUUAGUGCUCAUUUUUAACCUCUUCCUCUGGUUUAAAAAGACUUGCCUUGUGGUUCUGACCCAUCUCAUGAACUUGGAGUUGGAUCGCUUAAUGUGGCAGAAGUUCUGUUGGGAUUCUGUGCCGGUCCGAUGGACAGUGAGUGGGUUUUAGCGAUAAAUAAAGACAAAUGAACUGCUAAACAUUCACAUCUGAAAUCCACACUGAUGGACUAUUGCAGUUUUCAAUUUAGCUGAAUAUUAUUUCCUACAUUUUGGGUCUUCAUAGUGAUGCAUUGAGAUCAUGAAUAUUUUAUUU
Messenger RNA from Fundulus heteroclitus (mummichog), 953 nucleotides. It is a transcript of the gene guca1g, whose product is annotated as guanylate cyclase activator 1g. The transcript is spliced from 4 exons. Gene Ontology annotation, cellular component: cone photoreceptor outer segment; photoreceptor inner segment. Bases 86 to 649 code for a protein of 187 amino acids. The record is from RefSeq and is a predicted model, not a curated record. Lineage: Eukaryota; Metazoa; Chordata; Actinopteri; Cyprinodontiformes; Fundulidae. Gene Ontology annotation, biological process: visual perception. Gene Ontology annotation, molecular function: calcium sensitive guanylate cyclase activator activity; calcium ion binding.